Vespa crabro (European hornet) is the source of this 5686-nucleotide messenger RNA. Its product is annotated as VWFA and cache domain-containing protein 1. NCBI's taxonomy places the organism in Eukaryota, Metazoa, Arthropoda, Insecta, Hymenoptera, Vespidae. The record is from RefSeq and is a predicted model, not a curated record. Bases 207 to 3695 code for a protein of 1162 amino acids. Gene Ontology annotation, molecular function: voltage-gated calcium channel activity. Gene Ontology annotation, cellular component: voltage-gated calcium channel complex. The transcript has 10 exons.
GCUUCUUUCAAGUACUUAUUCUUUGCAUCUCAGUUCUUCAAAUUUCUUCUUAUAUAGAGAAUCUGAUUGGUGAUUUUACAGAAUUUUAUUUUUAUUUUCCUGGAAAACAUCUUUGCCAAUAUGAAGAAAUAUUAUUGGAAAGAAAAAGGAUUAAUGAAUUUAUUAUUAAAAUAAUUACAUUUAAUUGGCAAAAGAGGCCUUGAGAAAUGGAUUUGACAACAUUUUUAUGUUUAUUCUACACUAUAAUAGUAUUAGUGCAUGGAAAUGAUAAUAGAAAUACAAAUGUCAAUUGCCAAUUAGAUACAUCUGAACGUAAACAAAUGAAUGUUGAACCUUUGAAUGAAACAUGUUUACAUGAUAUUGUUGUACAAUUGUCUAAUGUAUUCCUUUCUAUUGCCAAUGAGGAACUUGGUAUACCAACUUUUUUAGAAGUACUUGACAAUUUGGAAUUUUCAAAUAUCACCAAUAAUUUAGAAAAUACAUUGAAUAUGUUAGUACAAAAAUUAAACAACAAAUUAUUGUCUCAUGUUGAUCUCUUACAAAAAAGUAAUCGAAUUAUAGAGCUUAUUUUAUUAAAAAAACGAAUGUAUUCUAUUUAUUCCGAUAAAAGAAACAAUAUAAAAAGUACUCAGAAUGAAGCAUUGGAUAUAUGCUCUGAAAUUACAACAGAAUUAACUGCAAAAUUAAAAGAUCAAGGAUGGAAAAAUUUACAUGUCUUACCAUUAUAUCCACCAGGAAGAAUAUGUGGUCCACCUAGUUUAGUACAUAAUAUUGGACCAUUAUUGUUAUCUCAACAUUGCUCAGCAAAAAAUAUCAUUUUAUUAUUAGAACAUGGUACCUUUAUAUCUGAAGAAGAGCUUAUCUUGAUUCAAAUUACUGCUAAAACUGUAAUUGAUAUGCUAUCUGAGAAAGAUUAUGUUACCGCCAUUGGUCUUGCUGGAAAUGGUUUUGUAUAUUGUAAAGAUGGUCUUGUAAAGGCAACUGAUAUUAAUAAAUAUCAACUAGGACGUCAUAUAGAUAGUCUUACUAAAAAAGGUACCAAUCAGACUAUAAAUAUAGAUUUGAAGGUUUUAACACAAAAUCUACAAGGAGAAGUAAUUCUUUUGCAUUUGACUAAUACUUUACAAGAUCCAUCAAAUGCAUAUGAGAUUUUUAAUAAAAUAUCAGCAAUGCAAUUAAAUGCAUAUUGGAGAACUAUACUUGUUCUUUCAGAUCAUGGAAAAUAUAUCAGUAUUAAAGAUACAUUGAAAAAUGAUAGUAUUAUAACUCUUCCAACUCAAAAUGUGCUUGGAUUUGAAAUAUCUAGAUUAUUUUCUGGUAUAAAAUGUUCUCAUAAUGAGAUAAAGGAAUAUUACCUCUCAGAUCCAUACUUUGAACCAUAUAGUAAAAUGAUGUCUACGUCUAUUGGAUUAAUCACAAAUGUUACACUAUUGUAUCUAGAUGUGACAUUAAAAGAUUUUCUAGAUGAUUUAACAUAUCUUAACAUUGGUUCAGAAGCUUAUGGUAUAUUGUUUGAUAGCAAAGAAGUAGUUUGGAUCCAUAAAGAUUUCCCACGAAUGGAAAUGAUAACAGAGCAACCAAUAAAAGUAUAUUUACAAGAUAUUGAAAAUAUAAGCAGUGAAGUUGCAGCAAUAAUGAUUGAAAAAAAUGAAGGUCUUAUUGACGUUCAAAUAAAUGAAAGUAAAAAGAAAAUAUAUAUGUGGAAACAUUUAACUUAUAAAGAUUUAAUACUAUGCUUAGUAUCUGUGAAUGAAGACGUAACAAUGUCUAUUAUAAAAAAUAUACCAACAUUACCUACAAAUUUGUUAUAUCAUUCCCUUGAUCUUAUAUCACAUGGUACUAUCAACAAAGAUGUAUUAUGUGUCCAUCAAAAUAACAUCAUAGCAUUAUCUAGUGGAGUAGUAUAUCUUUCACCAUGGUGUUUCCAGUCUCCUAUGGAACAACUUAAAUUACUAGAGACAAAUUCAGGUGUAAUUGUACAAAGUUAUAUGGCAUACAUAAAAGAUUUGACUGGAUUGUUGGCUAAUCCAGGUUUACAUCAUUCUGUGAGACCAGAUGUGGUUACGCUAAGCAAAGCUUUAGAACAUUUUAAAGAAAGACAUAUAGAAAGUUCAAUUAAUGAAUUUGUUAUUAGAAGAUAUAUUAUUGGUACUACUAGUGGUGCUUUAGAAGUAUUUCCAGGAAUAAUUAUAGAUUCUGGUUUAGAUCCAAAGCGUAGAAUUUGGUAUGGAAAAGCUUUAAAAUAUCCAGGAAAGAUUGUUUUUACUGGACCAUAUUUAGAUGCUGGCGGUUCAGGCUAUGUUGUAACUUUGAGUCAUUCAAUUCAACAUUCAAAGUAUGGACAAAAUAAUGAUAAUGCAGUUAUGGCGGUAAUGUCUAUGGAUGUUACAAUGGGAUAUAUUUCUAGACUUCUUAUAGAAAUGUUUCCAUUUUGUAAGGAUUCAACAAUAAAGUGUUUUUUAAUGGAUGAUAUGGGUUAUUUAGUAUCUCAUCCAUCAUUAUUACAACCAAUGAGUAAAGUUGAACAACAACAUUUAACACAUAAGGAGCAAUUAAUUGCUAAUGAUAUAUUAAAUCAAGAAUAUUUUGUAAAAAAGAAGACAUGUGCUAGUUACUUGGAUGGUACUGUACAAAGAUAUUAUCAUUUUAACACAUCCUUACAAGAAGUCUUAACAAAUACAGUGCAUGGAGAACAUUGUAUAAAAUAUCAAAUAGCUGCAAUACCCAAUACCAAUAUAUUUCUUGGUGUUGUUAAUGUUACAUGCAAUUCUUUAAGAGCUUUUUGUCCAUGUAGCACAACAGAUCGUUUAUGUUUAAACUGUAGGAGAAUGGAACAAACUGAAUGUGAAUGUCCAUGCGAAUGUUCAUUGUAUUCUUCAAGUUGUGUACAGCAUAAAAUUAAUUUAGAGGCAUGUCCACCUCCAUCUGAACAAACUAUACAUUUAUCACAUUCUUGGUCACAUCAUUUAAAUAUAAAGUCCUGUCCUUCUUUUGAUUGUAAAGUAUAUAAAACAGAAGGGGAAUGUCUGGGUAUUGUAGGCUGUCAAUGGUGUUAUAUGGAUAUUGAUGGAGUAACUUCUUUGCAAAUUCCAUUUUGUUCUGAUGUGUUUGCAUGUUUUAAAGGCAUUUUUGGAGCUCCAGUGCCUUACAAUGAUGAAACUCAUGAUUCUCAAUCAAUAGAAGAAAUUGUAGUUCGCGAAUUUUCGUCAGUAGGACCAGUUGCAGGUGGCAUACUUGUUUUUAUUUUAAUUUUGGGUAUUACAUUGUGUUGUUAUAGAUUGCACUCUAUGCAAUCAGAUUUGGAACAUCAAUGUUUGCAUGUGCAAAUUUCACCUGACGUAUUACAUAUGACACAUUUAGAAGGUGAUGUAGAACCUUUAGAACCUGACCAAACAAAGCACAAUUUAGAUUCUUUUAUAAGAGAUGCUAUUGCACCUAUAUCACCUUAUAGGGUUUCAACUAAUUACAAAAGACCUGGUGGGGAUAGUGAUCAUGGUUACAGUACUAUGACACCUCAUGAUGAUUCAGAACAACAGAUAUUUACAGAACCAAUGUUAAUUGUUGGUUCUAAUGUCGAAUUAAAUAAUACGAAACGAUCUAAUAGUUUACCAGCACCUACAACAAAUUUAGGAUCUACACAUUAUAUUUUAGCACCUGUUACUGUUCAUAGCAACAUGGAAACAAAUUGUUGCUAAAUGAACUCAUUAUCAUUGACAAUCUUAUUAUCAUUAUCAUUCUAUUAACAUAUUUUCAUCAUCAUUGCCAUUAACGUAUAAAUAUUAAGUAUUAAAUAUAAGAAAGACUAUCUAAAAUUUUAUAUAAUAGAUAGGAGUUUUAUAUGAAUAAUAAAAAUAAUUUUGCAAUAUACUAUAAUUAUUUGCCCAUAAGUUUCAAUGAAUACUUAAGAAUUUUUUUGAAAAUAUACAAUUUACAAAAUUUUAAUCAGUUAUUUUUUAUAUAAUUUCUUAUUACGAAACAUAUUAAGUCUCGCUUUUUUAAUUCUCCUUUAUAUACUGCAUUUAAUCAAUAAGAGAAAUAAUUUCUAAAAAUAUGUUCUAAUUAUAUAUAACUACUAAUAAUAAUACAAAUUAGUGGUGUGAUUAUCCUUAUUAAUAUCAAAUCUUUUAGUAAAGCGCAUUCAUAAUUCAUUAAUAAGAGAAUAAUAUAAUUUGCUAAUAUACUUUCCAAAAUACCUUGAAUCUGAAAUUAAAUUAAUGAAGUUUUUAUAUUCUUUUAAGUUUCAUUGGAAUGUUGUAAAAUUCUGUCUCUAAAGGAUUUAAUACAUUAGCAAUUCCAUUUUGAAGUAUCCCUUCUAAUUAUUUAUUAUUUUCAAGUACAUUAUCGUAUUCUGCCAAUUUUUCUUGAACAAUAGUAUCAGCAUUUUUUUACUUAUAUUUUUUAUUAAUUAUUUUAAGUAAUCCAGUUUUUUAUAGUUCUAUUGAAUUCCUCAUAAUUUUUGAUCCUCAAAGUUUUUUCUAAAAUCUAUUUUCUUAAAGUUUUAAGAUCAGUUUAUGAACUUAAAUAUUGUUUUAAACAGCAUUUCUAUGAAUUAAAAUUAUAUAUUAUAAUUCUCAUAUAAAUAUUGUUAAAUUACAUUAUUAUAACAAAAAAAUCAUGCAUUUAUAUCCCUUACAAAAACUUUGAAGAAUGUUAAUAAUAGCCCUAAAAUAGUCAAUAUGAAAAACUAAUUCUUUUUCUCUCUAAAAGGCAAUUCUAAAUCGAUGUAUUCAUAAUGACCAAUACAUUCUUUUAGAGAUUUAUCACAAGAUCCAGUUAUUUGCAUUAGAACAUAUACUUAAAUAUAUAUAAUAAUAAUGAAAAAAAUAUAUUAAUGACUUAAAAAUAUAAUGUAUCACUUUUAUAUCUUAUAAAUAUAAUAUUUAAUUUUAAAUAGCAUAAACUUUGAAAACAGUAUGAUGCAGAAGCAUACUGAUUAUUUUGAUUAUAAAUUUUUAGCAACAACAUAGAUAUGAGCCUGUUUUUCCAUUUUAUGAUGACUAUUCACUUCAAAAGAUACAUGUAAUCUAAUAAAAUAAUAAAAGAAUUAAAAAUCAUUCGCUUAUCAAACUCUUAUACAAUAACAUCUAGUAAUAUAAAUAUAUAUUACAUAUUAACACACACACAUAAUUAUCUAAAAAUUUUUGUAAUAGAAAUGUUUGAUAGAUCGUUAUACAUACAUUUUUUAGGCAAUAUCAGUUUCUUAAAAUUGUUCUUUCCCCCUUUUGAUUAAUAAUAAUUGUAAUAAGUAGAAUAUUAAUAUUGUUGGAUCAUUUCAAAUCUAUUUGAAAACAAUGUUAAAAUGAAAAAUUAUUUGAAAUCACAUAUGCCAUCCAUAUCAAGCAUGGAAAGGAAUAACAUCUAAUGAAACAACCGAUUUUGUCUACGAUCUUUUAUAUCCAACUUUGUGCAAUUUCUAUAUAUGUACAUACAUAUUUUAUAAUAUUAAUAAAUAGAGUAAUUUUCUUAAUAUUAUUAGGAAAAUAUAAAACAAGUUAAUUAGUUAAAUUUUAUGUAAAACUAUGUCUCGUAAUCUAUGAUUUUAUAUAUAUAUAUAUAUGAACAUAAAUCUUAAAUGACAAGUUAACUGACAAUGAUAUUCCAUGGGUUUAUAUAGAUCAAUAUAAUUUCUAGUUUUAUUAAAUUCUGCUAUUUAUGAAGAAAAAUAAAUUUUAACUUAGAAAUGUCA